AUGAGUGCAAGUGCUACCGAAAGGGUGCAGAUAGUCGCUGAGCGACUGCUAGCGAUUGUUAGAGGCGAUCCUGUUGUAUCAGGACUUGCUGUUACUGUUGCGUUGUGCACUGCUUGGGUAAUACACGACUACAAACAAUGGAUAGCGUUGGGCACCGGCGGUACACCCUCUAACGUCUAUGGCUACUAUCGAAUGACUUUAUGUCGCAUCAUGUUUGCUUACCAUGUACCACUCCAAACCGAACCCAAGACACUGAGCAGUGAUGGGCCGUCAUUUCUCAAAUUCAUUCCAGCACGAGCCGGCGGCCGCCCAAGGCUCAUGCCACGUAUUCUUCCUCAACGACAGAGGCCAGAACCCAUCGAACCGCUAACUCAGAAAAAGCUCAUGUCGCUUAUGAGCCGUCUGGCAAGUGAACACCCAGACAUCCUCGAAAGCAGACCCUCUCAUACCGAGGGUAUGACUGCAGAUGGCUUAUACGCGCGCAAAAAAAAUAAAUCAGUAAACCCAAUCGUUGUCGCGGAUCGCACAUUAGAUUACGAGAUUGGCCACGCCCAUCCCGCCGACAAUAGUCUGCAUCUUUGGCUAAGUGAGGCAGAUGCAAGGAAAAUCAUUGAGGCGCGCUGGGGACAGAGGUUCUGUCUACCGCAUGUGCAGAAGGGGUGGACGAUGGUUUAUGCACCACGGAAUUUGGAGGAGUUGCAAUUAAUUGAGGAGUUUGUCAAGGCGAGUGUGAGAUGGGUUACUGGUGUUGCUAUCUGA
This is a messenger RNA of Talaromyces amestolkiae, 759 nucleotides long. RefSeq lists its product as uncharacterized. Lineage: Eukaryota; Fungi; Ascomycota; Eurotiomycetes; Eurotiales; Trichocomaceae. The record is from RefSeq and is a predicted model, not a curated record. The coding region runs from base 1 to 759 and encodes 252 amino acids. The transcript is spliced from 3 exons.